Phytophthora sojae is the source of this 603-nucleotide messenger RNA. RefSeq lists its product as hypothetical. Bases 1 to 603 code for a protein of 200 amino acids. The transcript has a single exon. Lineage: Eukaryota; Oomycota; Peronosporomycetes; Peronosporales; Peronosporaceae. The record is from RefSeq and is a predicted model, not a curated record.
AUGGGAAGUCGCAUCUGCCUGUUCUGGACGCGGGUGCUGCUCCGGUUCCUCCAGUUUGCCACCUCGUUGGUGGCUUACAUUGCGCUUCAGACCGCCGGCGUGUCGUACCAAGGCACUGGUGGGGGUCGCUCUGUCGCCGUGGUCGUGACAAGCGGCGCCAUGAACUUCGCAAGGAUUAUCAACUUCUUGGCGUUCGUGUACGCGUUCGCCUUCCUGAUCUUCGUCGAGUGGCUUCGCCUCUGCGUUAACCCGGUGAUCUACUGCGAGAAGAUUGCGGACUUGGUGCUGCUGAUCUGCCUCAUCGUGUCGAACCUCAUUCUGCUGCUGUCGAACAUCAGUCUGCACUGUCGUCGGGGCUACGGGCGAUUCGUGCACUGCGGAGAAUUGUACCUCGCGAUAGCGAUGACAUUUCUGUCCGCUUUGCUGUUCUUCUUGACCGUGCUGAUCGGCAAGAGCAACGAAGACCGUGAAGAACGUCGCGAUGCGCAGCGCCGAAGCACGGAUCGAGCUGGUCGCGACGAGCAAGAAGAGCCUGGAGCGUAUCACGGUGGGGCCACUCCCGUGCCAAUUGUCACCGCACAACCGGCACAGACUCGGCCUUAA